Messenger RNA from Coffea eugenioides, 592 nucleotides. RefSeq names its product protein phosphatase 1 regulatory subunit INH3. The transcript has a single exon. Lineage: Eukaryota; Viridiplantae; Streptophyta; Magnoliopsida; Gentianales; Rubiaceae. The record is from RefSeq and is a predicted model, not a curated record. Gene Ontology annotation, molecular function: protein phosphatase 1 binding; protein serine/threonine phosphatase inhibitor activity. Gene Ontology annotation, cellular component: nucleus. Bases 54 to 398 code for a protein of 114 amino acids.
AAAAUCCUUCCGUAUUCGUCUAAUUUUACACGCACCACACACAGUAAACAACAAUGGCGAGAGCAACAAGGCACCAAUUAGCCCCAUCAGCUUCUUUUGAAGCCCUAACCCAAACCCUAACCCAAGAAACCCCAUCAUCGUCAUCAUCACCGUCGCCAUCGCCGUUGCCAUUGCAGCAACAGCGUGAGGAAACUCUGGUUUUGAGAUUGAAGCCGAAGAAGAAGAAGGUGACGUGGAAAGAAGGCACCGUCGACAACGAAUUUCUCAACAAGAAAAGCUCGAAAAAAUGCUGUAUUUUUCACAAGGAAAAGUCCUUCGAUGAAGACGACAGCGAUGAUGAAAAUGGUAAUCAUGUUCAUGAUUGUGAUCAUCAUACCCAUGGCAAGGGCUGUGAUUGAUUUGGAUUGUGAAUUGAGAAUCUACUCGAAGGAAUAUUUUAAGUGGCAAAUUUGUUGUAGUGGUUUUGUCAAGGAAUGAUGAUGCUAUUAGAAAAGUUGUUUUGUACGGUGAAUAGUUGUAAUAUAAGAGAUACUUUUGGAAUCUGAACGAAGAUUUUCUAAUUUUUUUUGCUUUUUAAUCUUGGGAUUUUUUA